AGUUGGACAGGAGACACCUACUGUAUAUAUUUGAGUCAACCUUGAUCUGAAUCCACUGCAUCACAGACAUUUGAAGUGAGAGCUUCAAGUUGUUUUGCUGAAGAACAAACCAACAUUUUCUCUGUUGAAAGAUGAGCAAAAUGGCUGUUAAUGCAAAGGUGACAGCAGAAAAGAAAGACAGGUCCAUCCCUUCCCAUGACAGAGAGUGGUACCUACAAUAUUGGGUAGAUCUGACUCUGGACCCUGACACAGCUUACUCCAAACUCAAGCUGUCUGAGAAGAACAAAAAAGUGGAGUUGACCGAUGUUACCCAAACCCAUGAUAAGAGCCCCAAAAGAUUCCGCUAUGUACCCCAGGUGCUGUGUAAAGAGGGUCUGACUAGGAAGAGCUACUGGGAAAUAGAAUGGGUUGGGGCUAAGGGGGCUGGAAUUGCAGUCUCCUAUGACACAGUCCGCAGGGACACUGCUGGUGAUGAGUGUAGAUUUGGAUGCAACCCUCAAUCCUGGAGGUUUCAGGAUGGUGUGCAGCGUGAUUUCUUGUACAAUGAUUGGAAGACCCCCAUCUCCUCCUACUACAACAUAAUAGGAGUGUACCUAGAUGUUGAGGCAGGUACCCUGCAGUACUACGGUGUCACCCCUGAUAGGGAGGAGAUGGUCCUCCUGUAUGAGGCACCAAAAUUUAAGCCCAGUGCUCCUCUUUAUCCAGGGUUUUGGUUGUGUGAAGGGACCAAGCUGACGAUCUGCCCUAAACAGCAGUGCAAGAAGUCCCAGAGGACCUGAGACUUCUUGGAGGAAAGUUUAGGGAAUUGUGGCAUUAAAGUGGAAUUACAGAAAGUA
Molecule: messenger RNA, 836 nt
Organism: Thunnus maccoyii (southern bluefin tuna)
Lineage: Eukaryota; Metazoa; Chordata; Actinopteri; Scombriformes; Scombridae
Product: stonustoxin subunit beta-like
Exons: 3
Coding region: 132-779 (215 amino acids)
Molecular function (GO): protein binding
Source: RefSeq, a predicted model, not a curated record